AGAUGUGAGCACAAAAAGAGGACAGAGGAAGAUUUGAAGAGAAAGAGGGAGGGGCAAGGGGCGUAGGGAGAGGAUAAGUGAAUGCAAAGAUCUUUCAACUCUGCUUUGUUGAAGAUCGUUUAUUGUACAGAAUCAGCUAAGAAGGCUGAGUAUAGCACUGAAUCUGCAAAUUCAGGUGACUUGCUCUACGUUUCCGGCGAACAAUGCUUCGUUUCCGGUGAGUGGAGAUAAGAAUAAUAACCUUCUACCUACAACGGAUUUGUUAAUUCAAAAAUUGAAACAGAGAUGGAGAGAAAUAGAGAAGCUAGAAGAGUAAGUAUGGCCGCUGCCAAUGGUUUAGCGUCCAGAAGACGACAUAGGAGCGGCAGCCUAAGAGAUUCUCCAGAGGAUGAUGGGCCGGUGGAGUUGCAGGAAUCGGCGAGGCUAAGAGAUCGAGUGACUGGGAAAAAGGAUCGAGAUCGAGAUCGGGAUAGAGAGCGAGACCGGGACCGUGACAGAGAGAGGGACAGGGACAGGGACAGAGAUCGGAUAAUCAACAGAGGCAAGAGAAGAAGAGGAGACAGGUUGAUGCACGGGAGCAAUAGAGAAGAUGGGGGCGAUGAGAGCUCAGAGGAGAGUGUAAAUGAUGAUGAAGACGAUGAAGAUGAUGAUGGAGGUGGCGUAGGUAGCUCCAUGAGGAUGCCCCCACCGAAUCCUUCGUCCCUGUCUUCAUCUUCUAUGUCGAAUCAUCACCAUCGGAAAAGUUUCCCCCCGCCGGCCAAAGUUUUUAGAGCCGCGCCGGCGACGGCCUUGUGGAAGGCACCGGAUGAGAUGAUUGGGGUGUCGGUUCCUAGAAAAGCUCGGUCAGCCUCUACUAAGAGGUCCCAUGAAUGGGCUUCAAGUUGUGGAGUUGGUACUGAGCAAAUUCAUCGGCAAGCUUCCACGUCUCCGGUGAGAUCGAAUGGACCAAGCGUAGCAGCGAUGUUGGCCUCAGCGUCCGCGUCCCCAGCUCCAGUCUCGCCGUCUUCUUCUAAUGUUUCAGUUAAGAAGAAGAUGAAGCCUAAUGGGCCGAAGCAGAGACCGCCGAAAUCCUCUUCUAAGUUUACUUCCUCAGCACAGGAGGAUAUUGAAAUCGAGAUCGCUGAGGUGUUGUAUGGCUUGAUGAGGCAGCCUCAGGGACCUACAAAACAAGAAGUUGUUGCAAAUGAUUCGAUGAAGUUUGAUUCGAGGGAACUGAGCAACCAUAAGUCAACUGGUGAUGCAAAAUCCAGAGUUUCAUCUCCGAUCUCCAACUCACCUUCAACCAUACCUCAUUCAUCUUCAAUUCCUCCCACUAAUUCUAGCUCAUCUGCCACUCCCAUGUCUGCUAUUGCGCCAAAGAGAAAAAGGCCGCGACCAGUCAAGUACGAGGACGAGCCUCCAUCAGUUUAUCCUGUGCGGAGUAGUCCCAUUUCGUCGACAAUCAAGGGGGAUAUCGACCAGCCUCCCAAAAUCGAAAGUUGUUCUCCCAAUUUGGAUCAGAAUUCAGGAUCUGCAGCUGAAAAUGGCGUCGUUCCACAUGAUACCACAACCAGUCAAGCUGUUCCGGUUUCAACAGAUGCACAGCCGCAACAGCAGCAGCAGGAGCAAGUAAUGUCUGAGAGUAAUCUGUUGUUAGAGUCGAAACCUUCCGUGCAAGAUUCAGAGAAUACAGAUUUAGCUGUGAACAAAGAGGAGCCUCGAUCGCCGAAGAAGGAAUCUUCUCAUGCUGGCCUUAGAUUGGAUGAUGAUCGUGAGAGUCUGACAGCGACUAAAGCGAUUUCGACGGUUUCUGAUGUUGAAACCCAGCGAGAGGAGAAGUUCCAGAUAGAUCUGAUGGCUCCACCACCAGUAAGAUCAUCCCCAGAAAGAGACAGUGAGAUUGGCUUUGUGCCUGUAGAUCAUAAACCUAUAAUCACAGACGUCGAAACGGAAAUAAAACCGGCGGUUAAAGAAGAUGAUAAGUCUCUGAAAAUUGGAAAAGAUGUGUGUGUGGAACCAGAGGAGAAAAAGACAAAACUGGUAGCCGAAGAUGUUGAAUCGCAUAAACCAAAUGCUAGUAAAGAGAGGAAUAUUGAUCUGCAGCUUGAUUUGGAGAAAUCUGAUAGAGAUAGUGGCGUCGUUACCGGAAGUGGUAACAAGUUGCACCAUCAUGUUCAGAAACAACAGCAGCAGCAGCAACCAAACACCGAGAAAGCUGCUCAAUCAAGUUCUCUUCCUCUACCCAUGUCAAUGGCUAGUUGGCCGGGUGGGCUUCCUCACAUGGGAUAUAUGGCACCUCUACAAGGAGUUGUAUCCAUGGACGUGAGCACUGUAUCUUCUGCAGCUAUACAGCCUCCACAUUUGCUUUUUAGUCAACCAAGGCCGAAGAGGGGUGCAACGCAUUACUACAUUGCACGGAAUAUUCAUUAUCACCAGCAAUUUACAAGGAUGAAUCCUUUCUGGCCAGCGGCAGCUGGUUCUGCUUUACAAUUCGGGGCAAAGGCCUGCAACGUCAAUGUGGUCCCCUCAACAGAUUUGCAUGCUGGUAGGGGUAUGAACUCUGUGAAAGAAAAGGGUCAGGGUCUGGCCAUCUUUCCUGGUCACACUGGGAAGGAGAAAAGCUCUCAAACUUCGAACAUUGUAGACAAUGCACAGAGAAAGCAGAUUUUGCUUCAGCAACCUCUGCCACCAGGAGCACCUAGUAAUAUCUUGCACGGUCCUGCCUUCAUCUUCCCUUUGAACCAACAGCAGGCAGCUGCAGUCCGUCCUGGGUCAGUGAAGUCUCCUGUUGCGGGUAGCACAGUUUCAUCAAGUGCCUCUAAUUCUGCCUCGAUUAAUGCCACGACGACAGCUGUAGCUGGUGCCACAGCUAUGGGCUUCAACUACCCAAAUAUGUCUGGCAAUGAAACCCAGUUCUUGGCAAUUUUGCAGAACAGUACAUAUCCAAUUCCAAUUCCUGCACAUGUAGGGGGGGCGCCAACUUAUAGAGGAACCCCCCCUCAAGCAAUGCCUUUCUUCAAUAAUUCUUUCUAUUCUUCCCAAAUGAUCCAUCCUCAGCUUCAACAACAGCAGCCACCUAUCCCUUACUCUCAGCAAGGCCAACAGGUUCAUCAGAACCCAAGCAUUUCUAGUGGUUCCUCAUCAUCCCAGAAGCAUUUGCAGAACCAGCAGCAGAGGCCACAUGGCAGUGGCAUUAAUAGUGGUAGUGGAAAUUUGCAAGGCUUUCCCAACUCGAAAAACCAACCACCACAGUCGACUCAGAUUCAGCAGCGGCAGCAGAUGCAGAACCAGAAUGUCCCUUAUCAAGCUCGGCAACUUGACGGUGAAUUAGGCGGUGAAGAUAGCCCUUCCACUGCUGAUAGUCGAGUCUCUCGUGCAAACAUGAGUAUCUACGGUCAGAAUUUUGCAAUGCCUAUACAACCACCAAACUUCGCUUUGAUGACUCCACCAACAAUGGGUGGUGCCACUGCAAGUGGCAAUCCAGGUGAAAGGAAGCAGCAGCAACCACAACCACAGGGUUCAAGGGUUGGGAUUGAACCUUCUCAGGCUUUUGCCAUGCCCUUUGCCUCCAUUAAUGGAGCCACUACUGCUCCCAGCCUUGAUAUUUCGUCAAUUGCACAAAAUCAUGCUAUUCUUCCUAGUCUCCCAGAGGCUGCAAGGCAUGGAUAUCAUGUCAUGGCAGCUGCUGCAGUUGCCCAAGCGCAGCAGAAGAAGAAUUACCGUGCAGCUGAAGAAGGGAAAACCGGUGGAACUGAUGGUUCAAAUGUAGAAGAAGAGAGAAAGGUCAUACCAGGAGGAAAGGCUCAGGCAAAUGCUGGGCAAUCAAUUGCCUUUUCCCGGCCAGAUUUAACAGAUACAUCUGUUUCGACAAUUCCAGGCAAUACUGUGAUUGAUAGCUCAGCACGAACUCUUAACCUUGGUUCUGCUUCUGCUCGGGCCACUGGUUCUGUUAUGCCAGCCUCUAUCAGCACUGUAAAUACUUCUAAUAUGCAGCAGCAACUGCAGCGGAAUCAGCAGCAGCAGCAGCAGCAAAUGAUUCAACUUCAAAAGCAGCACCAAUUCCCAACUGCUUCUGCUCGAAGCAAAACACCGGCAACAAGUAAUGGAAUUGUGUACACAGAUCACAUUUCUUCGUCUUCCUCAAUGGCUGCCAAGUUCCCUAAUGCAUUAUCUGGAUUUCCUCCAAUUCUUGUCCAGAGCAACAGUAGUCCAGCUCAUUCUCCGCAGUGGAAGAAUUCUGUCAGGACCACCCCUUCCCAAGUUCCUUCCCCAUCUCUUUCCUCCGCAUCACCAUCCCUAAAAACCCUUUCCCAACAGCAAGGCCGUGUCCCACAAGGCCACGCACAGAUAUCUUUUGCAGCCAACCCAAAACCAUCAGCUGCACCUCAAGGGCAAUCAGCUCCUAAUGUUACCCAAUCACCUUCUCCUCCUGUGGUAGUUGGCUCUCCAACAACUUCGUCAAUUUCUAAAAGUGCUGGUGGGAGCCCAAGGACAACUUCCACUUCCACAAGUAACAAAGGAGCGCAAUCAUCUACGCUGUCAUCUCAGCAGGGCAAGAACUCCUCGUCAGUGCCUGCACAAAAAUCAUCUCCAGUUGGUGGGAAAAAUAUUCCUUCAAUUCUUGGCCAUCCCCAUAACUCCCCCUCUACAUCUAGCUCUGCUACCAAAUCUCAAUUGACACAGCAGCAGCAGCAACUACCAAAGCAUACUUUGCAGCCGGCCCAGAUGCUAUACAAUAGCAGUUAUAUGCAAGCCCAAGUUCAACAUGCUGCAAGUUCAACGCAUACAACGCCAGUAGCAAGCGGAUUUUAUUUCCAAAGACACCGCAGUGAUCAGCAGCAACAGCCACAGGGCUCAUCAGUUACCUCAGCUGGGAUGUUGUGUUCUACUGUGUCACUUCCCAACACCACCACUACCGAUCCUGCAAAGGCAGUAGCAGCUGCUGCUGCUGCUGCAGCAGCAAGCAAUAUGAAAGGUGGUGGUCUUAUCCAUGCUCAGUUUGCCGCUGCACAGUCCUCGGGGAAGCCGCAUCUUGUACCUGGGUUCCCUUAUGUUCAUGCUGUUCAGGUGAAGCCAGCGGAGCAGAAACAACCUGCUGCAGAGUAGAAACAUGUCUCCAUUACUUAACAUGGCAAGCCCCAGGCGGGAAGCUAUGGAGAGAGCAAUUAAAGCUGAACAAAAUUUGGGUGAACGAGGAUUGCAUGCCCUUUGGCAGUGAGAAGAAAUUAGAGAAAUGAUGAAUAUCGACGGAAGCAUGCAUUUCGGAUUAGAACCCAUACUUUUGAGGGAGGAAGUUGAGCCAGUGCGAAUGGUCGUUUGCAAUGUCCAUUGAUCUCCGUAUAUUUGUGUUCAUAACCUGACGAGGUUAAAUCUUCAGCUUUCCAAUUAAGUUCAAUUGGUUUGAUGUGGCAUGAGAACGGAGGACGAAGCAAAGUCAAAAGUUUGACGGAAGUUUUUUAGGGGGAAGAUAAUGGUGAAGAUUGAGGGGAGGGGAAGAGAAAAAGGAUCUACUACCUUUCUUCUUUUUGGGAUAGCAAUGGAGGAUUUUUCUUUUUCACUUAAUGUUAGAUUUUUCUUUCUUUUUCUGGGGUUCUAAUAUUAUUUUCCAGAAAGAACAGUAGACAAUCUCUUUAGAACAUAUAUAUAUAUAUGCGAUGGAGGGUGUGUAUGUAUAUGUCUGGCGCAUGUAAGGGUAAAACCCUCAGAGUUUUUUUUUUUAUUUAAAGAAUCUCUUCCUUUC
This is a messenger RNA of Hevea brasiliensis (rubber tree), 5719 nucleotides long. Its product is annotated as protein TIME FOR COFFEE. Gene Ontology annotation, cellular component: nucleus. Gene Ontology annotation, biological process: regulation of circadian rhythm. The coding region runs from base 286 to 5085 and encodes 1599 amino acids. The transcript has 12 exons. The record is from RefSeq and is a predicted model, not a curated record. Lineage: Eukaryota; Viridiplantae; Streptophyta; Magnoliopsida; Malpighiales; Euphorbiaceae.